AUGGAUCACAAUUUCACAGGCGAUCCGCUCGCCAUGUCGGGCUACUGGUCACCGCAAACUUCAGCAGCAAAUUUUUGUGAGAUCGACUACGAGGUCUCGCACUACAUCGCCGAGUUCAUCAACACCUUCAGUAACCUUGCCUUCGUGUGGCAAGCGGUUGUCACGCUGCCGCCUCACCUCCGUGGCAAUGGACGAGAAUUCAAGGUCUGGAACUGGCCGGUGGAGGCGCUCUCGCUACUUCUUGUUGGCCUCGGCAGCGCUGCGUUCCACAUGACGCUCCUUCACGAGACACAGAUCGUGGAUGAGAGCGGAAUGUAUGCCAUCACGGGAGCUUUAGACUACACCUUGUGGAGUUACGGGCUCAGCGACAUUGGGAAGACGGCACUUGGGACACUGAUUGGAGGCCUUGUGUCUGGCGUGGUCGGCUGGAACUUCAUGGGAACGCAUGACGGGAAAGCCGAUAACGCCAUCCAUCUGGCGCUUUUCGUCGGGCUGCUGACGGCAUUGUGGCCCCGAGCGCUAUAUCUGAUCAAGAAGCAAAGCAGCAUUCGCAAGCAGGCCGGAGAUCUCAAAGGCCGUGACGAAGUCGCGGGGAAGCUGAUGCGAGAGUUCCGACUGGGUGUACUGUAUUUCUUUGUUGGAUUUGGGCUGUGGUUGUUUGAAGGCCAAUUCUGCUAUGGACUAAGGAAUAUCAGAGGGUUUACGGGUAUGCCGUUGGGCUGGGUGCUGGAGUUGCACGGUUGGUGGCAUAUUCUGACCGCAAUGGGUGCUGGGAGAUUUGUUUGGACGGCAAGAGAACUGACAGCAAGCACACGAUCGGCAGAAGGCGAGAAGCAAACCAACGGCCAUGUGGUACAGAAAUAG
This is a messenger RNA of Cyphellophora europaea CBS 101466, 864 nucleotides long. RefSeq lists its product as uncharacterized. Gene Ontology annotation, biological process: ceramide catabolic process; ceramide biosynthetic process. Gene Ontology annotation, cellular component: endoplasmic reticulum membrane. Lineage: Eukaryota; Fungi; Ascomycota; Eurotiomycetes; Chaetothyriales; Cyphellophoraceae. Bases 1 to 864 code for a protein of 287 amino acids. The transcript has a single exon. The record is from RefSeq and is a predicted model, not a curated record.